GACAUUUGACGAGAAAAACAGUUUGUUUUAUCGCUGCCGUUUAGUAAAAAGUAUUUAGUUUCUAUAUAAAUGUUUUACAAUAUUUAAAGUGAAUGAAAGGACGAAAUGGAGGGCAUAUUUGAGAAUUCGAAAAGUAAUCCGAGAAUUAUGACUUUCUAUCCUACUUAUGAGCAGUUCAAAAACUUCUCAAAAUUCAUCACUUACAUAGAAUCUAAGGGGGCUCAUUUGGCAGGACUCGCCAAAGUGGUGCCUCCUCGCGAAUGGGUACCACGUAAAUCUGGUUACGACAUUGAUCAUAUUAAUAUGUUAAUACCAAAUCCGAUACUGCAAUUAGUUUCAGGUAAACAAGGACAGUAUCAAGUCAUAAAUAUGCAAAAGCGAUCGAUGACCCUAAAGGACUUUAAAGCAGAAGCAGAAUCACAGAAAUACAGAACACCGGUUCAUUUUGAUCAUGACGAAUUAGAGCGUAAAUAUUGGAAAAACAUAGCUUAUGUUUCUCCACUCUAUGCCGCUGAUGUGAAGGGGUCAUUAAGUGAUAGCGAUCUUGACGUAUGGAAUAUUAGCCGUUUAGGAACAAUAUUAGAUUUUGUCAAUACCGAUUAUGGUAUCGAAAUCGAAGGUGUUAAUACGGCUUAUUUAUAUUUUGGUAUGUGGAAGAGCUCUUUUGCUUGGCAUACUGAAGAUAUGGAUUUAUAUUCAAUAAAUUAUUUACAUUUUGGUGAACCAAAAACAUGGUAUGCCAUUCCACCGGCAUAUGGUAAACGUUUUGAAAAAGUAGCCGCUCAAAUGUUUAAAGAGCAUUACGAUGAUUGUAAUGCACAUUUACGUCAUAAGAUGACAAUGAUUAGUCCAAAAGUUUUGUCUCAUUACAAUAUACCAGUCAACAAAAUUACACAAAUGGCAGGAGAAAUAAUGAUUACGUUCCCAUUUGGAUAUCAUGCGGGUUUCAAUCAUGGUUACAAUGGUGCAGAGUCCACUAAUUUCGCUUCGCCGCGCUGGAUUGAAUAUGGUAAACGUGCAAGAAUUUGCCAUUGUAAUCGAGAUACUGUCAAAAUUUCAAUGGAGACUUUUGUUAGACGUUUUCAAGCAGAACGAUACGAAAACUGGUUAAACGGUGUUGAUUAUGGUUACCAUCCUGAAGAUCCCGGCAAUAUAUGUCGAGCCCCACCACCAACACUAAAUGUUUAUGAAUAUAAAAGUUCCGAAUCUUCAGGUGAUUAUAAGCAAAGCAGAAAAAGAAAGGCUUUCCAAAAAGUUAAUCUGCAAAAUAACACAAAUGUCAGUCUUGCUGAAUUUUCAAAGGAAGCAAUUGUACGCGUACGAAAACUGUCAUAUAACCCGGUAAAUACAGUAGAUUAUAAUGCAAUUUUUAAUGAUCAAAUUGAAAGGUUAUGGAACCAGUUGCCUAGUGAAACUGUUGGUAGAAAUUUAUUAACAAAUGGCAUUAUUAAAAACACAAAUCGUAUGCGUUUUCAUACAAAAACUAUUAUAUUGAGCGAUGAUGAGUGAAAUCCCAAAAUUUCAUUUAACAUUGUAUCUCCCGUUAAAAAGGGACUAUGUAGUGUUUAGCACAGAAUAGUUUUGCUUUUGUUUUAAAAUUUAUUACAAAUAAUUACAGGCUAUUUAGCCUAAGUAAACUUCUUUCGCUAUACCAAAGAUCUCUGUUUUAAACGUAUAUUUAUG
Molecule: messenger RNA, 1683 nt
Organism: Teleopsis dalmanni
Lineage: Eukaryota; Metazoa; Arthropoda; Insecta; Diptera; Diopsidae
Product: probable lysine-specific demethylase 4A
Exons: 3
Coding region: 106-1509 (467 amino acids)
Biological process (GO): chromatin remodeling
Cellular component (GO): nucleus
Molecular function (GO): histone H3K36 demethylase activity; histone H3K9 demethylase activity
Source: RefSeq, a predicted model, not a curated record